Verticillium alfalfae VaMs.102 is the source of this 798-nucleotide messenger RNA. RefSeq lists its product with no specific name. The record is from RefSeq and is a predicted model, not a curated record. The coding region runs from base 1 to 798 and encodes 265 amino acids. The transcript has a single exon. NCBI's taxonomy places the organism in Eukaryota, Fungi, Ascomycota, Sordariomycetes, Glomerellales, Plectosphaerellaceae.
AUGGACGUCCUUGCCAGCAGCAUCAUCUACCCGAAGGCUACCAAGUUCCGUGCCGAUUCCAAGCCAGCGAAAGUGGCCAAAAAGGCGAAGAAACCCAAGACGCCCAAGGUGAAGAAGGAAACGUCCCGCAAGCGUGGCACGUCGAAGAAGAAAGUCCCCGAAGAGGAACCCAAGGUAGGCUCCCCCUUGCCGCCACCACGUCUUCGUGAGUUGGGAAUGAAUCUAAAGCUCACGAAUCAGUUCGAGAACCCCAACGCUGGCACAGUCGUCUAUGAACUUGCAAAGAACGCCAUGGGGCCCCCUUCCCCGCCUCACGACGAAGACAUACCCAUCGAAGACCUCCUGCCGCCAGACGAGGUGCGCAUCCGCGCACCCCACGACGCCGCCGUCUCGGUCCUCGACACGCCCCUUAUCAAUGCCAGCGUCAGCAAGGGGGUCUUCACCUUCCGCGUCAAGAAAGGCAAGGCAGGUGGCGCGGGGCACAACGAGUUCAUCGAGCGACUGGUGCGCACCAAGACGGAAGGGGAGUUUCACGCGGCCCUGUCGGACAGUGUCCAGGGAGCCGCCAGGGUGUGCAAGGCUGACAGGGACGCUGCGAAGGCGGCUCCGAGGCUUGCGAAGCAGAAGCGGAAAAUUGAGAGGGCUAGAAUGGCGUUGGAGAGGCUUGCGGAGCUAAACAUGGACCAAACUGAGCUGAGGAUCAAAAAAGAGGAAGAGGGAUACCAGGGCGGUGACGAGGCUGAAAUGCGAUUCUGUGAGGAUGCUGGGGUUGGGAAGGAGCUCGAGGUCGUUGAGUAA